AUGGAUCAUCUCUUCUGGAGAGUCUCUCCACCGAUGGAGGACCAUCAAUUUGCAUGGAUACUUUGGUAUAUUUGGAAAGGAAUGAACAAUAAAGUGUUCAAUAAUAUGGACAUGGAUCCAAGAGACACGCUCAAAUUGGCAGAAACAGAGUCAACACUUUGGGCUGAUGCACAUGGAUUGACCGAGACCAGGAUAGGGUCCCAUGCUGAGGUUACGACUCUCCCAUCAAUUCCGGGGAGAUGGUGUUUUACAGAUGGUUCUUGGAAGGAGAAUGAAGUUUUCUCUGGGCAAGGUUGGCUAAGUACUUUAGAAGGCUUUGAUGGGUUGUUAGGAGCAAGGAAUGUCCGAGCUUGUCUAUCCCCUCUACAUGCGGAGAUAGAAGCACUACUUUGGGCAAUAGAAUGUAUGAAAAAUUUACGCCAGUUUCAGGUUACAUUUGCAACGAAUGACUUAUUGCAUGUGGUUUCCCCAGAUCUAGCGCCGAAUUAG
This is a messenger RNA of Brassica napus (rape), 489 nucleotides long. RefSeq lists its product as uncharacterized. The record is from RefSeq and is a predicted model, not a curated record. The transcript has a single exon. The coding region runs from base 1 to 489 and encodes 162 amino acids. NCBI's taxonomy places the organism in Eukaryota, Viridiplantae, Streptophyta, Magnoliopsida, Brassicales, Brassicaceae.